Messenger RNA from Catharus ustulatus (Swainson's thrush), 3158 nucleotides. RefSeq names its product vascular endothelial growth factor A (gene VEGFA). Gene Ontology annotation, biological process: induction of positive chemotaxis; positive regulation of mast cell chemotaxis; positive regulation of endothelial cell proliferation. Gene Ontology annotation, molecular function: heparin binding; chemoattractant activity; vascular endothelial growth factor receptor 1 binding. NCBI's taxonomy places the organism in Eukaryota, Metazoa, Chordata, Aves, Passeriformes, Turdidae. Gene Ontology annotation, cellular component: membrane. The record is from RefSeq and is a predicted model, not a curated record. The transcript has 6 exons. Bases 52 to 498 code for a protein of 148 amino acids.
GCGGCGAGGCGGAGCACGGCGGGCCCCGCUUCGCGGCGUGCGCCGGCAACCAUGAACUUUCUGCUCACUUGGAUCCGCUGGGGGCUGGCGGCGCUGCUCUAUCUGCAGAGCGCGGAGUUGUCGAAGGCUGCGCCUGCCUUGGGGGAUGGGGAGCGGAAACCCAAUGAAGUUAUCAAAUUCCUGGAAGUCUAUGAGCGCAGCUUCUGCAGGACUAUUGAGACCCUGGUGGACAUUUUCCAGGAGUACCCUGAUGAGGUGGAGUACAUAUUCAAGCCAUCCUGUGUGCCUCUGAUGAGAUGUGCGGGUUGCUGCGGCGAUGAGGGACUAGAAUGUGUCCCUGUGGAUGUGUACAACGUCACCAUGGAGAUCAUGAGAAUUAAACCCCAUCAGAGUCAGCACAUAUCACACAUGAGCUUCUUACAGCACAGUAAAUGUGACUGCAGACCAAAGAAAGAUGUCAAAAACAAACAAGAAAAAUGUGAAAAACCGAGACGGUGAGCAGCGGAGAAGAAGGGGAAACAGCCCUGUUUCUGGAGCCUGAUUUCUCGCCUGGACAGAAUAAAACAAAACAAAACACUAAUCCAAAUGAACCCUAAAAAUGAAGGAUCGGUAGAGCACAGCACUUUCAGUACGGACGAUGGACUCCGGAAGGAACAUUCCCCAAGGCACCCGCCGCACAGAAUUCACCUUUGGGUUUUGAACUGUUUUAUUUUAUUUUUCUUUUUAUGCUGCUAAAUAAUGGAGCCAGGAAGACUUAUAGGGGUGUAUUUGAUGGGUUUUCCCAUGCAUACAUAUAUAUGUGUGUAUACAUGCAUAUACAUAUAUAUAUAUGUAUAUAUAUUUUAACCACAUCUAUAUAUACAUAUAUGUAUAUCUUAACCACACACACACAUAUAUAUUUUAUAUAUAUAUAUAUAUAAAUAUAUAUAUAUAUAUACUGAUUAUUUUUUUUAACAUUGCUAAUGUUAUUGGUGUCUUCACUGGAUAAUACUCGACUGCUGUGGACACAAGCGGGCUACUUGGGGCAUAAGAAACAAGCUAAGACUGGACUUGAGUAGAAGCGCUGGGUGUAAACUUCUUAACUCUAACUGACUUGUGCGGCCUCCGCUGUUUCUCUGUAGAGUGUGCUGUACCACAAACCACCUUCUCCUUGCCUGGGACAGGGAGGAGAGGUGAUGGAGAGGAUGGGCAGGGAGUUCCAAAGAGCGGCAUCCUAGGGUGCGAUGGGUCAAAGGCCAAGGAAAUGGCCAUCUCCGUGAUCAAGGAUUCCUCCUCCCCUCUCUUCCCCCAACCUUCGCCCUUACUCGUCUCAUAACCUGCCUGCCUUGCUGGGACAUGGGAUGUCAGUGUACAUUUUGCGUUGACUUUAUUCGCUGUAGAACCUUUGCCAGAGAGACAUACUGGCUUGGCUUCUCUUAAGGAUGGUGGGCAGCUGAUGCGCACUGACUUUCUGUUCAAGGAAUUAUCACAAGAGUCUAGAUUUCCCGCCCUUGGUGGCUGCAGAAGGACACAAGGUCUACAGUGUGCUGAAGCAAGAAUGGGGACCGGUGCAUAGCCACACAGUUGUUCAGCACUGUCUGCUUUCUUCAUGCACAGAGCUGCCACUCAAGAGCAUCCAAGAUGCUUAUGGAACAUUUCUGGAAAGGGAUAUUAAUCAAAAGUAUAUACACAGUAGUGGGGGUGUGUGUGUAUGUAUGUGAAUGUAUGCAUUUGUGUGUAUGUAUGUAUGUAUGUAUGUGUUUUUCUCUCUUUUUUAUAUAUAUAUAUUUAUUUUUAUACAUAUAUAUAUAUAAAAAAAUAAUAUAUACGUAUGCCAAGAUUGAAGGGGGGAAAAAAGAAAGCAACUUUUGCUGCCUUCAGUUUGUGUGCCCAGUGUGAAUGACCCUUAAGAACGUCAAGAUUUUUUUUAAAAUGACGUACUGUAAAUAUCAGGCCCUUUUUCCAUGUCUUGGGCUGGGGAAUCAAAUGUGAAGACAGCUGGAGUCCCUUAGCUCUGUCGUGAGGUUCUUGGCUAUGUGUGUAUCUGCAGCGUAGGCUGUGGUGAAUGUGAAACCCACCUUACACGCGCGCACACACACACACACCCCUGAAAGUGUGUUUGUACAUCUAUGUGGAUAUAUAUAAUCUAGUUCUGUGAUUAAAAUUAUUAUUAAUAAUAAUAAUAAUCAAAAAGGUACUCGGUCUGUGUCAGAAUGCUGCCAAACAUCAUCUGCAAUUGAAUUUUCAACGCCUGAUAAUGUACAACACGGAAAGCUUCCAAAAAGACAAGACAGUCUAAAAACAGACUCACAACAAGCGACUACUAACCACUAGGAUCUCCCCAUCCGACUGAUGGCUUUCAGAAGGAGAGAAAACACACGGGUGGGUGCUUGCAUCUGCAAUGUAGAAUACUCAUGCUGCAUCAUGUGCAAGACAGAGGCUUCCGAUCGGGGGAGGGAAGAGAAAGUGUUUUAUAUACUUAUUUAAUAUCCCUUUUUAAAUUAGAAAUUAAACAGAUAAUUUAAUUAAAGAGUAGGGAUUUUUCAGUAUUCUUUGUUAAUAUUUAAUUUCAACUAUUUAUAAGCCGUACCUCCUUUUUUUUUUUUCUUUUUUUUUCCUUUUUUUUUUUUUUUUUUUUGUACUGGUUGUGUAUAAAUUUAACCUUCCUGUUGUCCCAUCCCGUCUCUCCCCAAUUGUUGGCAGAGUCAGUAGCAUGUUAUGGGCAGUUAUUUAAUUAAUUUCUCUAACACCUACCCCUACACAUUCCUAUUGAGACAACGGUUAGAUAUACAUCUACAUACUAUAUAUAUAUUUGGCUAUGUGUUUGUAUAUAUAUAUAUGUUUAUGUAUAUGUGUGAUUCGGAUUAAAUAGACACUACGAUUUUUUUAUAUAUGUAAAAAGAAGAAACAGGAAAAAAUAGAAAAUUCUACAUCUUGAAUCUCUCUCCUUUUUAAUUUUAAUAUUUGUUAUCAUUUUAUUUAUUGGUGCUACUGUUUAUCUGUAAUAAUUGCGGGGAAAAAAGAUAUUAACACUACAUAUUGUGUCUAGUGAAUUUUUUCAAGAUAUUCCUUAGUACAUAUUUAUUUUUAAACAAAGAAAUUACAGAUAUAUCUUAAAACAACAGCGACGACGACAAACAAACUUUUUUUUGUAUUAAAGAAUUUAAUUCUGACCUUGA